Messenger RNA from Alternaria alternata, 896 nucleotides. RefSeq lists its product as hypothetical. The transcript has a single exon. Bases 95 to 631 code for a protein of 178 amino acids. The record is from RefSeq and is a predicted model, not a curated record. Lineage: Eukaryota; Fungi; Ascomycota; Dothideomycetes; Pleosporales; Pleosporaceae.
GUCCAUCAGUAAUACCAACAUCAAUGUCUAUCAGCUCGUAUACACGAAGUCCUCUCCUCGUUUGUAUUUGAAGGCCAGAAGCACCACUGUCCAAAUGGCGACAUCGGAAGCUGACCCAUGUACGCCCAACCUAGGAAGCACCGACGCGCGCAGCUACAAGAUAUACAAGCUUCAUACACGGAGCAUCCAUGUAUUGUGUCUAGAAUUCCUUGUAUUACCAUACAGUAUGAAUGGACUAGUGGCAAGUCAAAGACGUGAUUGUAUCCGGCUCCUAUCCAACUCAAGACUCCCAGUUCAAAUUAGACAUCCAAGCCCCAGAGUACAGCACGACAUACAAGGCUCCAUAACUAGACUCGCAAUACUUUGCAGAUGCUUUCACUGUUGUUGUAUCUUCAACGAGAGAUUUAAGAUCACAUCUAUCACAGCUACUUAUCCACUGACCCACCCUCGUAGCGCCUCCCACAUCGGUUGGUUGGCUUUGGCUGUACUCAGGUUGCGCACAGACCGUCAGAAGCACAGCGGGAGAUUGGUUAAAGUACCUUCUAACGAGGCGAAACGCUUUCUUUCGCGUUUCCUGCAAGCAAACAACUACCAUACCUACCACAUAGGUAUGGACUUAGUAAAUUGGUAGCGCCAGGUCAUGAUUUGCCUUGAAGGAGGUUCAAAAUCUUCUUGAACCAGUAAGGAUAUAUGGGAAACGAUCUAUUUAGCCUUCAGAUAGGCUCUCAGGUACAAGUGAAUGGAGGACCAAGAAACCAAGGUGAAGGCGUCUCACACGCUAGCGCUUCUUUACCGUUCUAACUGCUUCUGUGGUGGACCACCAAAACAAACAGCUGUUCGUCUCCAAUUUAGUUCCUUACUGUUCUCCAUAGAUCUACAAGAGUCUCAAAAAAAAC